Saimiri boliviensis boliviensis (Bolivian squirrel monkey) is the source of this 1564-nucleotide messenger RNA. NCBI's taxonomy places the organism in Eukaryota, Metazoa, Chordata, Mammalia, Primates, Cebidae. The record is from RefSeq and is a predicted model, not a curated record.
CGCGGGCCGCGGGGUAGCCGGGGCAGGGCACCGAGCCUCAGGCCCCGUCCCUGCGCCCCGCCCGGCCCCCUCCGGGGCUGCUGUGCAGCCCACUCAGCCAUCCUGGCCUGGAGGCGCCGUCCAGGGGCUUCGCGCCGAAGCCUGAGCCGCCCCGGGCCUUCCGGAGCCUUCUCGGACUUUCCAGGCGUCCUGGACCUUCUGGUGCCUUUCUGGGCCUUGUUGGGCUCCUUGACUCUCCCGGGGCCUUUUCCGAGGCCUCCCGGCCCUUCCCUGGGCCUCUCCAGCCUGAGCGCUCCGCGAGGCGGCCAGUAGGCCUCUGGCACCCAGGCCUAGCCCACCCGCCUCGGCCCCCACCGCCUGCUGUCAUCCAGCCAGGAGCACUGCCCCGAUGAGCACGCUGGGUUCCAGACCAGUACCUGGGCCAUUGUGACUCUCAGAAUGCCGGGCAAUAAGAGGUCAGAAAGUCCGCUCCACCUUGUCUUGGAGACAGAGGAAAGCUUGCCGGGAGAACAAUCGCAAGCCCCUCCUCUCCUCAUGUUCUCCGUUUGUUCUUCUCCGUGACGCCACCGGCCAUCAUGAGAACAGCCAGCAGCAGCUCCCGCGAGGUAAAAUUUUCACUCCUUGACAAGUGUGAGAAACCAAAAAACUAUGCCCAGCCAGAAGUUUUGUGUCACACCUUUGAGGUACUGUCUAACCUCCACAAGCUGCUUCCUAAUCACCUGAUGGAGAAGCUUUAUUCUUACAAGAGUGAAGAGGACAAGAAAAAAUGUGAGAAUCCUGAACUCUCUGGCUUAGAAAGAAUCUUAGCAAGACACCAGUUGCCAAAAGAGAUUAAUGUGACCCCAAAGCCGAACAGAAUGCCCCCGUGGAAAAGAAAAAUCAUCAACAAUGUAACUGAUUCGUGGAAGAAAUGUCACUUGUUGAAGAGAAACACGAAAGAGCCUCCCAUGUCGACCAUAGUUGUCAGAAAACUUACUCAAAAAAAUGUACCCAGAAGACACAGCCGAAGGAAUAUAAGCAGGAAACUGAGAAAACUGCCAACAGCAGCUAAAGGGACACAAACAGGAAAGUCACAGUGCCUUUUGGGUAUAUCAGAACCUACCUGAAGUUCGUAAACUAUAAACAAUGAAUACUCAACUCUGUUGUAUGAAGUAGCCACAAUUACCAACCUUCCUGCAGAAAUCAAACAAGUGAUACGAUAAAAUAGGAAUGAUGCUGAAACUCUACAGCUUUUGUAUGAAACACAUAGAAGAAGAAAAGAAAAACAAGACAAACUCCAAGGGCAGGCUCCACCUGACUAGAGGAUUCCAAUGACGAACUCAAACUGGACACCAAAUCCACAUAGUUCUGCCGAGCAGUUUCCUGACGGGAAGAUGACAAACAGCCUUAGCCCAUGGUCAACGAAUAAGCGCUUUGAGAAAGUUACUAUACUAAUAAAUAGCACCUUGCAAUGAAGAAUAGACGCACAUCAAGACCUCGAAGGCUCCAUUUAUAACGGCUUAAUGAGAAGCACCAAACUUCUUUAGAAAUACAGCAAAUAAAAGCAGAGUAACUAGUAAAUUCA